Aspergillus homomorphus CBS 101889 is the source of this 1863-nucleotide messenger RNA. RefSeq lists its product as uncharacterized. Bases 293 to 1585 code for a protein of 430 amino acids. The transcript has a single exon. Gene Ontology annotation, biological process: telomere maintenance; DNA repair. NCBI's taxonomy places the organism in Eukaryota, Fungi, Ascomycota, Eurotiomycetes, Eurotiales, Aspergillaceae. Gene Ontology annotation, molecular function: DNA helicase activity. The record is from RefSeq and is a predicted model, not a curated record.
CUGGUUCUCAUUCUUGUUUAAGUGCUUCAAUCUAACUGAGUAACCACAAUGGAUUCACCGCAUCCCCAGCUUCACGUGCUUAGGGCAAGAGAGAUGCUUAUCGGCAGUCACGUGCGAUAAACGGCGAGGCGCGGCCGCGUUUUCCAUCCAACAAAAAAACGCGCAUUUAACAGGCGCGGACCAGAUUCUGAAUUCCCCCAAUCAACAAAAGUCAGAACAAGCCAAGAUCCAAGGCCAAGGCUAGCAAGGGCAAAAGACAAACAUUCCUUCCGAGGCAUCCAGCAGUCAACAUAUGUACCUUGCUAGACGCCAAUCACUACGGGCGUCACUAUCACCGCCAUUGGGUGCUUAUCGUCGAUCGUUCCUCGACUCCAAUGGUCCGCUCCUGAUACUCGCCCGCUCAGCCUCCAAAUCCUUGUCUUCUUCCGAGAAACGGCUACGUUCGUCCCGGUCCGGGCGAGGGAAAACGGAGGCGAUGUUCCAGCGAGCUGCCAACAAGUACCCUGCUGCUGCAGCGACGACGGCCCCGCUCCAGACGACGCUCGCCGCUCGCAGCAAUGGGGGGCCACUUUCAACGCCGCUCCAAAAAUCGGGGCUGGCGACGGCGGCAUCGUCGUUAGGAGUCAAGCGGAAGAUCGAGAUGACAGCUAGCACACAGUCGGCGCUGGGUUCGCUGCACAAUGAGGUGUACUUUGACGAGAACGACUUUGACGACGAUGAGGACUUGGAUUUCGAGGCCCCAGAUCCGUUGAUCACUCGACCUUCCAUCGUCCCCUCCGCCACUACACAUAUUACGAAGCCGCCGAUAGUCGCGAAACAGCAGCAUCAGCAGCCGCCGCAGAAAAAGGAGGAGGAAACGGCAGGAUAUCCGAAUUUGAGCAGCGCGUUCGCAGACGAGAAGAUCCCGAUCGUCGACUUGACGGAGACACCUGCCCGCGAUUCGUCAACCGUCAAGUACCCCGAUCUCCCUCCGGUUCCCGAUAACGAUCAACAGCCGCCGUCGAGCAGCAUACAGUACCCCUGGUCCUCGUCACCCCCCUCCCACUACCAAGCGCCCACCAAGAAACCCCGGAAGCUACCCUGGUUGGAGGAAGAGGAGGAUGGUCUUGAUUUCCCGAAAUCGAAGACGCUCGCGACGCCUGCACGCCAAAAACAGACGCCCAUCUGGAACAAGUCGGCGAGCGCGAUCAAAGACGAGCAGAGGGAACUGCGCCGGCAGAGCAAGUCCAUGAAGGCGCUGAUGGCCGGUCAGUUUGAGCCGCCCCGUGCGCAGGUGGCGUCGAUCUUCCUGAGUGACGAACAACGGCAUGUUCUGGACGCCGUCGUGCAGCAGGGGAAGAGUAUCUUCUUCACGGGAUCGGCUGGUACGGGAAAGUCGGUUCUCAUGCGGGAAAUCAUCAAGAAGUUGCGAGACAAGUACAAGCGAGAGCCGGAUCGGGUUGCGGUGACGGCGUCGACCGGUCUCGCCGCUUGUAACAUCGGGGGUGUGACGCUUCACAGUUUUGCAGGCAUCGGGCUGGGCAAGGAUCCUGUGCCCGAGCUUGUCAAGAAGGUCAGCAGCUUGGCGCCUGUGUGCGAUUGUUGACCGUCAUAUAUGCUAACAGCAUGCAGAUCAAGAGGAAUCCGAAGGCGCGAACUCGCUGGCUGCGCACCCGGGUCCUCAUCAUCGACGAAGUGUCCAUGGUGGACGGAGACCUCUUUGACAAACUGGAGGAAUUGGCCCGACGCCUCCGGAACAAUGGCCGUCCAUUCGGAGGCAUUCAGCUGGUCGUCACGGGUGAUUUCUUCCAACUACCCCCGGUGCCUGAAAGCGGCCAGCGAGAGGCCAAGUUCUCCUUUGACGCCUCGACCUGGAACACCUCC